UCAUUUCAAGUCCAAUCUCCGUCAAUCCUCUCUUUCUCUUUUGUCUGCAUGCUUCUUUUCCCCAGCACUCAACAAACAUUCACUAGCUCAGCUUAAUUUCCCCUAAAAAGAUCGAGGGAUGAUGCAUCGCCUCCUUCAAUCAGCCCUCAGAAACGCCACCCAGGCUGGCUGCAACCUAAAAGAUGUUUCAGCACGUAAAAUUCUACAGAAAGAUUUAGUUCGGGCUUCUACAGCUACGAAAUGGUAUGGUACAGAGGCAUCUGCGCAGAAGGAUGUUCCAUCAACUGACGAGAAAGAGUUUAAGGGGCAUGAUAUGCUGGCGCCCUUUACGGCUGGAUGGCAGUCCACGGACGUGAACCCUCUAGUAAUCGCAAAGUCAGAGGGGUCCUAUGUGUAUGACAUUAACGGAAAAAAGUAUCUCGAUUCUCUCGCUGGUCUAUGGUGCACUGCUCUUGGUGGUAACGAGCCUCGUCUUGUUGAAGCUGCGACUAAACAACUAAACACCCUGCCGUUUUACCACUCAUUUUGGAACCGUACCACAAAACCUUCUUUGGAUCUAGCAAGUGAACUGUUGGAGAUGUUCACAGCCAACAAAAUGGCUAAGGCCUUCUUCACGAAUAGUGGAUCGGAAGCCAAUGAUACACAGGUGAAGUUGGUUUGGUAUUACAACAAUGCCCUCGGGAGACCGAACAAGAAGAAGUUCAUCGCUCGAUCAAAAUCAUACCAUGGUUCGACGCUUAUAUCAGCCAGUCUUUCCGGUCUGCCUGCUCUGCACCAGAAAUUUGAUCUGCCAGCUCCGUUUAUUUUACAUACCGACUGCCCUCAUUAUUGGCGCUUUCAUCAACAAGGUGAAUCGGAGGAGGAGUUCUCAACCAGGUUGGCCAAUAAUUUGGAAAACCUCAUCCUCAAAGAAGGCCCCGACACGAUUGCUGCUUUCAUAGCUGAACCAGUUAUGGGGGCUGGUGGUGUCAUACCUCCUCCUGCAACGUACUUCGACAAGGUUCAAGCGGUCUUAAAGAAAUACGAUAUCCUCUUUAUUGCUGAUGAGGUGAUAUGUGCAUUUGGAAGGAUCGGGACGAUGUUUGGUAGUGAUAAGUACGGCAUCAAACCUGAUCUCGUAUCUAUAGCAAAGGCGCUCUCUUCUGCAUACAUGCCUAUCGGAGCUGUUCUUGUCAGCCCUGAAGUCUCCGAUGUCAUAUAUUCUCAGAGCAAUAAACUUGGUUCUUUCUCCCAUGGAUUUACUUACUCCGGACAUCCUGUAUCAUGUGCCGUUGCAUUGGAAGCACUCAAGAUCUACAAGGAGAGGAAUAUAGUUGAGCAAGUAAACAAAAUAGCCCCUAAAUUUCAAGAAGGCCUGAAAGCAUUUUCGGGUAGUCCCAUUGUUGGUGAGAUACGUGGGACGGGAUUGAUUCUUGGGACGGAAUUCACGGAUAACAAAUCACCUAACGACCCUUUUCCUGCUGAGUGGGGUGUCGGAGCUUAUUUUGGAGCGCAGUGUCAGAAACGGGGCAUGUUAGUUCGCGUUGCGGGUGACAUUAUCAUGAUGUCUCCUCCAUUUAUCAUCACUCCUCAAGAAGUUGAUAAGCUGAUAGAGAUAUAUGGAGAGGCUCUCAAAGCUACUGAAGAAAGGGUGGCAGAGCUCAAGUCUCAGAGGAAAUAAAUGAUUUGAUUAUAAGAAAAUAUUGAUAAUGGUGAAAACAUAGCAUGUUUCUAUUGAAUAUGGGAUUGAAAAUAAAAGGCAAAUCUAUGUUUAUAUCAUUA
Molecule: messenger RNA, 1761 nt
Organism: Salvia hispanica
Lineage: Eukaryota; Viridiplantae; Streptophyta; Magnoliopsida; Lamiales; Lamiaceae
Gene: POP2
Product: Pyridoxal phosphate (PLP)-dependent transferases superfamily protein
Biological process (GO): biotin biosynthetic process
Molecular function (GO): pyridoxal phosphate binding; S-adenosyl-L-methionine:8-amino-7-oxononanoate transaminase activity
Source: RefSeq, a predicted model, not a curated record